Gadus chalcogrammus (walleye pollock) is the source of this 2457-nucleotide messenger RNA. Its product is annotated as potassium voltage-gated channel subfamily H member 6-like. The transcript has 11 exons. Gene Ontology annotation, molecular function: inward rectifier potassium channel activity. Gene Ontology annotation, biological process: potassium ion transmembrane transport; regulation of heart rate by cardiac conduction; regulation of ventricular cardiac muscle cell membrane repolarization. Gene Ontology annotation, cellular component: membrane. Lineage: Eukaryota; Metazoa; Chordata; Actinopteri; Gadiformes; Gadidae. The record is from RefSeq and is a predicted model, not a curated record. The coding region runs from base 1 to 2457 and encodes 818 amino acids.
AUGUCCAGUCCAGCGGCGAUGAAGAGAGGAGGGAGCGCCCUCGGCUCUCCCCAGAGCCUGGACCUCCUCGGCACAUCCACGGUGAUAGAGCGAACUCAGAAGGUCACAGAGAAGGUGUCAAAGAUCCUCUCUCUGGAAACUGACGUGUUGCCAAAAUACAAGCUCCAACUCCCCGAGACGACAUGGUGGAUUCUGCUGCACUACAGCCCGUUCAAAGCCUUCUGGGACUGGAUCAUUCUGUUCCUGGUCCUGUACACGGCCGUCUUCACUCCGUACUCGGCGGCGUUCCUUCUGGACGAGCACGGAGACAGGGAGUGUGGCUACACGUGCGACCCUUUGAACGUGGUAGACUUCAUGGUGGACGUUCUGUUCGUCGUGGACAUCGUCAUCAACUUCCGCACCAGCUACGUGAACCACAACGACGAGGUGAUCACCGUACCGUGCAGGGUUGCCAAGCAUUACAUCACCGGAUGGUUCGCCAUCGACGUUUUCGCCGCCCUCCCCUUUGACCUGCUUAUCUUCCACUCUCGCUCCGAUGAGAUGGCCACCUUUAUUGGCCUACUGAAAACAGCACGGCUGCUUCGACUGGUCCGAGUGGCCAGGAAGCUAGACCGCUAUUCUGAAUACGGAGCAGCCGUCCUAUUUCUACUCAUGUGCACCUUUGCACUCAUCGCACACUGGCUGGCAUGUCUCUGGUACGCCAUCGGGUUUUUGGAAAGGCCGUACACAGAGACCGGCUGGCUGGACAACUUGGCACAGCAGCUGGGCAAGAAGUACAACGACAGCGACCCCCGGUCAGGGCCCUCCAUCAAAGAUAAAUAUGUGACGGCUCUGUACUUCACCUUCAGCAGCCUGACCAGCGUGGGCUUCGGGAACGUCUCCCCCAACACCAACUCUGAGAAGAUCUUCUCCAUCUGUGUCAUGGUCAUUGGCUCUCUCAUGUAUGCCAGUAUAUUUGGCAAUGUGUCGGCGAUCAUCCAGCGGCUGUACUCCGGCACCACCCGCUACCACACCCAGAUGCUCCGGGUUAAAGACUUCAUCCGCUUCCACCAGAUCCCCGGGGGGCUCCGCCUGCGGCUGGAGGAGUACUUUCAACACGCGUGGUCGUACACCAACGGCAUCGACAUGAACGCAGUUUUGAAGGGGUUUCCUGAGUGCCUGCAGGCGGAUAUCUGUCUGCACUUGAACCGAUCACUGCUGCAGAACUGCAAGGCCUUCCAUGGGGGCAGUGAGGCCUGCCUUCGGGCCUUAGCCACGAGGUUCAAAACGCUCCACGCUCCCCCGGGAGACGUCCUGAUCCACUACGGAGACGUCUUGGACUCCCUGUUCUUCAUCUCCCGCGGCUCCAUCCAGGUGCUGCGGGAUGACGUGGUGAUCGCCAUACUCGAGAAGAACGACAUCUUCGGGGAGCCCAUUCAUCUGCACGACGAGCCGGGGAAGUCGAGCUCCGACGUAAGCGCAAUCACCUACUGUGACCUCCACUCCAUACCCAGGGAGGACCUGCUGGAGGUCCUGGAUAUCUACCCGGACUUCGCCAACACCUUCUGGACCAACCUGGAGAUCACGCUGGACCUGAGAUGUAUUGCCCGAGGACAGCUUCUAGAAGAUAGUGGUGAUGAAUGGGAGUAUCAACAACAGCCCAGGCAGAGGAGAUACUCACUAGACUGCAGAAUCCGACCUGAUGGAAUCGACCAUGACGACUCAUUUCCGCUCAAUUCGAUCGGUCAGCGUCACUCUGCUCCACAACCACGCUGCGGCUCCCCGCUCACCCGUUCCACUGAGGACCUGAGGGAGGCCCUCACGCCCGGCACCAAGUUGCAGCCUUCAGAAAAAAUCUGGUUGGACCGGGCUCCUUCUGCGGACAGACUGCUGCCCCCGGGGGGCGCGCCCGUAGUGGCGGAGCGGGCUCCGGACAUAGCUUCGUCUGUAAACAGGCCUGGGAUGUUCCACUUCUGGCCCGACAGAGAGUCGUUGCUGGUCAGCAGCCGGCCUCGGCCCUCUUGCAACCCUGACCCUGACCCUCACCCUCACCCUCACACUGCGGGGGACACAGAGCUGGGCUCCAGACUGGAAGUACUGCAAUCUCAACUCAACAGGCUUGAGACCCGCGUGGCGGCGGACAUCAGCGUGAUCCUCCAGAUCCUGCAGGUGCCCGCGGACCCGCCCGUCCCCCCCGCCUACAGCAUCGUGUCCUCCAAGGGCUCCCCCCUCCCCUCAGGGGCCUCCACUAGGCUCCGUCACCCCUCUACUGGGGCCCCUAGCCCCUCUCCUCUGGUCCCCGACCCGUCUACUGGGGUCUUCUCUACUGGGGCCCCUAGCCCCAACACUGCCCCACCCAGCCCCUCUGGGCCCCAUACCGGGGUCCCUACCCCGUCGAUUGGGGCCCCUAGCUCCUCUUCUGGGAUCUCUAGCCCCUCUCCUGGGCCCCUCUACUGGGGUCUCUCGCCCCUCGUCUAG